This is a messenger RNA of Heterobasidion irregulare TC 32-1, 1107 nucleotides long. RefSeq lists its product as uncharacterized. Lineage: Eukaryota; Fungi; Basidiomycota; Agaricomycetes; Russulales; Bondarzewiaceae. The coding region runs from base 1 to 1107 and encodes 368 amino acids. The record is from RefSeq and is a predicted model, not a curated record. The transcript has 2 exons.
AUGUCUGCACCGCGGCUCGCGGCCGGAGGGACUGCUCUCCCGUACAGCAUUUCGGUUUCUGCAAGCACGACACCGAUACACUCGAUGUACUCGUCUCAUUUCAGCUCUUUGUCUCAAUACUCUCGCUCGUACUCUCAACCGGUCUUCUUAGGGAACACAACAGCUCCGCCGAUGAGUGUCCUGCCUGUCUCGAACUCUGUCCUGGUCGAAAUUUUGUUCCCCAUCUCGACUGCGACUUUCUUUGUUCACGCCUCUUCUGAGAGCCUGUCUUUGAGUUCUGGCCUGUCCUCAUCGUAUUCUUGUGACCUCGUCGACUGCUCGCUUCCAAAAUCUGCGGAGUUUAGAGAGCUCGAUGCUGAAUCCUGUCUUGCACAUCUUGAACGGGACCUCAAGAAACACCUGAAAGAUGUACAGGAUGGGCUGCCCUCGCAUGAAGCAGUCACUCGCUCUACGGUCAUCCGGCGUGUCAACCAUGUCACAGAUAUGCGCAUUGUCGAAGUCCAGCAGCAACGCUUGACAGCCUGGUCUUGUUCUGCUAUGGUGGACUAUAUGUCCUUUCCACCUGGAGCGAAACGGCAUGUUCCAUUCCCUUGUACGCCAGACAGGGCCAGAAAAUAUAGUCAUACAGCCAAGCCGGUUACUGCGGUCGACACUUCGGAUGACCCUACCCCUAAGAGUUCUUUUCAGGAACAAAACAGCACAGCACCAAAUCAUGUCACCGAGGAACGAAAGCGCUCAGUUUCCACAGCCAGUCGUUACCAACGCGAAGGGCCCUCCCGCUCAUCGUCUGCACGCCCAAAGAGCAUACCAGCGCACGGAUUCUCUCAGCCCCCUCCUAUGCAUUUGCAGAGCAUCUCCAACACUUACGAUGCCACGACGUCCAUGAUGUCUCACGGCAAAUACAGCUCUAGGAAUCGAAACUCGCAUAUGCGCUCGGAACAGCCUCACGCCGUCCAGCCUUCCGCAGCCAUCAAGCCUGGAUCUAUCUUUGGCAAAUUCUCUGCGAGAGCUUCAGGAAGAAGAAAUCUCUCUCUCGCAUCACCUGGUGAGCAGGAGAAUGCCGCGCCGGCAUCUUUGUCGCGACUAAGGUUCUUCAAGAAGCUGUGA